This is a messenger RNA of Diceros bicornis minor, 879 nucleotides long. RefSeq names its product BAF chromatin remodeling complex subunit BCL7C (gene BCL7C). The record is from RefSeq and is a predicted model, not a curated record. Bases 156 to 809 code for a protein of 217 amino acids. NCBI's taxonomy places the organism in Eukaryota, Metazoa, Chordata, Mammalia, Perissodactyla, Rhinocerotidae. The transcript is spliced from 6 exons.
ACUCGUGCAGGCUUUGGGGAGCGAGGGAGGGCGCGGCCAACUCCCGGAGGGACGGCAGGCCGAGAGAGCGGCGUCCCGGCCUGGCGCCGAGCCUGAGCCCGCCGGACGGGAGGCGGCCCAGCCGCGGGCUCGGCCUCGGCCCCAGCCCCGCCAGCAUGGCCGGCCGGACCGUGCGGGCCGAGACCCGGAGCCGGGCCAAGGAUGACAUCAAGAAGGUGAUGGCGACCAUCGAGAAGGUCCGGAGAUGGGAGAAGCGCUGGGUGACUGUGGGCGACACUUCCCUUCGUAUCUUCAAGUGGGUGCCAGUGGUGGACCCCCAGGAGGAGGAGCGACGGAGGGCAGGAGGUGGGGCAGAGAGAUCUCGAGGCCGGGAGCGUCGGGGCAGGGGUGCCAGUCCCCGAGGGGGUGGCCCUCUCAUCCUGCUUGAUCUCAAUGAUGAGAACAGUAACCAGAGUUUCCAUUCGGAAGGCUCCCUGCAAAAGGGCACUGAGCCCAGCCCUGGGGGCACCCCCCAGCCCAGCCGCCCUGUGUCACCUGCCGGACCACCGGAAGGGGUCCUGGAGGACGCUCAGCCCCCGCGGCUGGGCCAGGAGAGAGAUCCUGGGGGCAUAACUGCAGGCGGCACCGACGAACCCCCAAUGCUGACCAAGGAGGAGCCUGUUCCAGAAUUGCUGGAGGCUGAGGCCCCCGAAGCUUACCCUGUCUUUGAGCCAGUGCCACCUGUCCCCGAGGCAGCCCAGGGUGACACAGAGGACUCGGAGGGCGCCCCCCCACUCAAGCGCAUCUGCCCAAAUGCCCCCGACCCCUGAGAAGCCGGCCUGCCUGUCCUGUCGCCCCCGGGGUCCCUUUGGCUUUUUACAAAUAAAGACCCUUUUGUAA